CUGGCGCCGGAUUACUUUACCGUCUUGUGCAGUGCCAUUGCACAACUUUGUAUCCCUGAUAGUGAAAUCGGCCAGACCCCAGACGACGCAGAAUCGGCGGAGGAAUGGGCUUUUCAGACGGUACUAGCCAUCAUCCUAGCAGGGCUUCUGCGAGAGGCGGUCGUGAAGGAGACCGGCUUGUGGAUUUCGGUCGGCUACCGGCUGAUCUUGGAACACUGCCCCUCCCAUGUUGAUGAGAGGUCCCGCGAGUGGCGACGUCUCUUCUCUGGUCUGCAGAUCGUAGAUCUCGAGCAUGCCUCGAUUCACCUCUCAUGUCCGAUCAUUCCCAUAGAGGCACCUCUACCUCGGCUGAAGAUAGCCAUGCAGGAUCAACUCUACAGGCUAUCACGCAUGAUGCACACCGGCUUGACGCACUUCACAGGCAGAGGUCUGCCAACUAUUUGGUCUUGUUUUGCAAGCGUGCCAUCUACCGCGCCAGAUUCGACCGUGUCUUUCAGUGGCGUGGACGGGGCCGUCAUUCGUGACUGGGCACGUCAGCUGGACGACUGGCUGGUAGAGUUCAGCGAUAAGGACUUCGAGUCUGAGCAUGAGAAGAAGCUGGUCUUCAGGCAGUAUAUACUCCACCGGCUGCUGGUUCUGUCAAUCUACCACCCAGCCAGGGGUUGCAACUUGUUCUCCAACACGACACCCAAAGAGCAACACGAGCUGCUGGUGUCUGCGAGAGCCGCCGUGAAGCUGCAGAUACUCGAUGCGGCUAUAUGGUCCAACUGGGAUCUGGUUAUGAUCACAUGGGCUGCGCUCAUUGUACUGCAAGGUGUUGAUGGUGGUGUAGGCGAGCCCGAUGAUCUGGAGAACGUUGGUGUGCACUUGCAGAAGUUGAAAGAGAUGCACGAGCCUAAACCAAGUCUCAGAGCCAUCUUAGCUUCACGACUUGAAGAAAAGCUACAGGGCUUGCAUACCCCAGCUUCGGGAGACGCGGAGGUUUUUGAGCAGGAGAUACGGAACCUUGACAACUCUUGGUACAUAUUUGACCAAGCUAGCUUACAGGCAGGUUACGAUUUAUGGUCAUAUGAGAAUCAGGGAGGAUAG
Molecule: messenger RNA, 1089 nt
Organism: Colletotrichum karsti
Lineage: Eukaryota; Fungi; Ascomycota; Sordariomycetes; Glomerellales; Glomerellaceae
Exons: 3
Source: RefSeq, a predicted model, not a curated record